AUGCGGGAUUUUAUUUUGACCAAGGACCCUGAGUUGUGGUACAUUAUUUGUGACGACCCUUAUGCUUCUGCCAAAGAUUGUGAGUUUGAAGAAAAAUCAGAUCCAAAAGAAAAGAAGGAACUCAGUGAUACUGACAAAGAAGCCGUACAAAAGGAUCUCAAGGCCAAGAAAAUUCUUAUUCGCAGUCUUAGGUCAGAAGAGUAUAAUCUUAUUGCUUCUUGCAAAACUGCAAAGGAAAUCUGGGAUGCUCUCAAGAAAGUCUAUGAAGGAUCUUGUAGAGCAAAGCAACUCAGAAUUGAGACGCUUACCACAAAGUAUGAUUUCUUCAAAAUGAAGGAAAGUGAGUCUGUUCGUGAUAUGUACACUAGAUUCACUUCCAUCAUUGAAGAACUUCAUUCCCUUGGUAAAAUUAUUGAGGAGCAUCUCUUAGUUCGCAAGCUGCUGUGGGCGCUGCCAAUUUCAUGGGAAGUAAAAGCUAGCUUGUCAAAGUUAGGAAGCAGCAGCAGAAAUGUCGAAGAAGAAAAAGAGAAGUACCAGGAAGCUCUAGCUGCUUGGGAAGACUUCCCUAAUGAAUCUGAAGAUGGCAGGGAUGCAAGGGAGAUACUUAUGAUGAAUACUGAUAACGAAGCUCCAGGAUAUAAUUCUAACUUUUCCCUUAUGGCAAGAUCAGAAGAUGAGAAUGACAAGGAAGAAAAAUGUAUCUCUAGAUCUGACGACUGGCUUUGGACUCAUUAUGAUUAUUCUGGUCAUUUUGAGGACUUAGUAAAGAAAAAUCUCUGUCAGCACGAAGAAAUAGAGAGGAUGUUGAAAGCAAACCAAGACGAUCGGAACUUGGUCCUCGAAGAAAAGAGAGCUUGUUACCCGCUCGCGCGAAGAGACACCAAGUUCAUCCAUUUUAUCAUUACUUAG
Molecule: messenger RNA, 909 nt
Organism: Lycium ferocissimum
Lineage: Eukaryota; Viridiplantae; Streptophyta; Magnoliopsida; Solanales; Solanaceae
Exons: 3
Coding region: 1-909 (302 amino acids)
Source: RefSeq, a predicted model, not a curated record